Messenger RNA from Triticum aestivum (bread wheat), 1269 nucleotides. RefSeq lists its product as uncharacterized. Lineage: Eukaryota; Viridiplantae; Streptophyta; Magnoliopsida; Poales; Poaceae. The record is from RefSeq and is a predicted model, not a curated record. Bases 160 to 687 code for a protein of 175 amino acids. The transcript is spliced from 2 exons.
UCUAAGAGCAUCUCCAACAGCCGCGCUAAACUAGCGCCGCGCCGCAAAAUAGGCCUUUUUAGCGCGCGCGCAACGCGGCGGCUCGCUCCAGCGGGCGCGCUAAAACGGCACGCGUGCGAUAACGGAUUGGGCGCGCGGUCAAAAACACUUAUCCGCGCGAUGUAUUUGGAGCGCGCGGCACACUCGAGCGCACGCGCUUGCACUCUCCCUCUCCUCGUCCUACGCCCCGCGCGCGCCGGCGUUGGUGCCCUGCCCCCCGCCAUGGACGCGCACACCGGCGCCUCGCUCACCCCGCUGUACAUCCGCGACCCCCCCCCCUCCCCCGCCGCCGCCGGAAACCCUAGCGCGGCGAGCGCUGGCGUCGCCAUCGUCGGAGCUUCGUCGAGCGUCGGCCUCGUGAGCAGCCUCUUCUUGCCGCCGCGGAUGACUACGGCGCAGGGUGGCGUUGCGUCGGCGCCAUCCCGUGCCGCCGCCGCACCGUCGAAGAAGGUACCCAAUGCGGCGCGGGCGAAGAAGGCCAAAACAUCCGCGAAGAAGAACAAGGCGGCGGAUGGCUCCGGCAUGGCGAGGGGGAAAAAGCUUGCAGGGCGUUCGACGGCCGUGGCGGCUAUUGAAGCGCCGGCGAGCUCACUUGUUGAGCCGGCCGCCGACGUGCACCACGUGUUCAACGAAAUGCCCCCAAGGUGAAAAAAUUUCCAAGUAUUUUUUUCUUCUUAUUUGUUCAAUGCAUCAUCAUUUUACAUAUAGAUAGCUUAUUUGCAUUGUUCAAAAAAAAUUGUAGUCUCAACGAUGAUGCAUACAUGUCCACUAUGGGUGUUGGGUCCAACAAAUCGCAUUGGUCUCAAACCAAUGACAUCCAUUUCGAAGACCAUGAGUUUGAGAUGGACGAGGAGGGUGAGGGAAUUGUUGAGGCACCGAGAGGAAGAGCGGGCAAUUACUCCACCACCGAUGACAGUUAUUAUGCUCCACUUAUUUGCAUGUGUCAAAGGAUCCAUCCAUUGGAGGUGAUCAAAGUAGAGACGCGUAUUGGGGGCGAAUGACAGAACACUUUAAUGCUCACAACAAGAGUGGAAUUUACCGCUUCGAGAGAUCACUUUGGUCCCGAUGGUCGACAAUCAACUCGGAUUGUCAAAAGUGGGCGGCCGCGCAAAAGUCGGUGGACAAGAUUAACCCAAGUGGCACAAAUGAGGAUGAUCGAUACAACAUUGCACAAAACUUGUUCAACCAAGAGACAAGGACAACCAAGAAGGGGAAGAUCAAGAAAGGCAG